Molecule: messenger RNA, 1781 nt
Organism: Capsaspora owczarzaki ATCC 30864
Lineage: Eukaryota; Filasterea; Ministeriida; Capsasporidae
Product: MFS family protein
Exons: 4
Coding region: 67-1629 (520 amino acids)
Biological process (GO): transmembrane transport
Cellular component (GO): membrane
Molecular function (GO): transmembrane transporter activity
Source: RefSeq, a predicted model, not a curated record
GCGAGCAGAGACGAAGGAGAGAGAGCUGGGAAUAAGAAGCUCAGUCUUGCCAAUGUGGAUGCAGCAAUGACCGAAACGCCGACGUGCGACAGCGUGGACGUGCAGGUGGAUGCGUCACAACGAGCACUGCCACCACCACCACCACCACCACCACCACAGCCUCAGAGUGCGUGUGGACAGCUCCUGGUGGUCGUCAAGCAGCUCACGGCGCUCUUCCACGAGAGCUCGGCGGGAUCGCUGUACACGCUCUUUCUGAUGUUCAUGGCGUUCAGCGUGUCCAACCUGUGCAUGUACGUUGUGCCGCAGGUCAGUCAGGUGCUCGAGCAGGAUCUCCACUUUGGCGACGGACAGGGCGGCGGCGUCGAGUACUACGUCCUGGCUGGAUCGGUCUUUGUGGUCAUCUUUACCAUUGCGGGCAUCCCGAUGGGCAUUCUGGGCGACCGCUACGACCGCAGACGCAUGCUGGCAGUCGCAGUCGCCUCAUGGAGUGCCAUUACCAUGGCGUCGGCCGCCUGUCAAGCGUACUGGCAGCUGGUUCUCUGCCGUGUCGGAGUUGCGAUCGCAAUGGCCGCAUGUGCUCCGUUUGCAGCAAGUAUCCUCGCCGAUCGCUUUGUGCAGAAUCGAUCUGCCGCCAUGAGCGUAUUCUACUGGGGUAUCUACUUUGGCUACAGCGCUUCUUACGCAGUAGGCAACUUGCUAUCCGAGCCAAUCGGCUGGCGGUGGUCCUUUGUUGUGGCUGGAUCGCCUGGCUUGAUACUCGCAGCGCUGAUUGCCUGGACCAUCCACGAACCUGUGCGCGGCGAGGCAGAACGCGCUCCUGCAGCACAGCCCCGGCUUCAUCGUGCCGCCUCAUCAGAGAAGGAUCAAGAAGAAUCCGCGCUUUUGGGAAAUGAUUAUGGUUACCAAACUUUAUCCGACAACCCGCCCGUUCCCCAACAGCUCAAUCGCGGUCAAGAUACUGGCGUCUACACUGUGCGCGAGUCCUUGAUUCGCUUUUGCACUUCCAAGCCCGCCCUCGUGCUGUGCGCUGCCGGCGCGGUGCGCAACUCGGCCGGCUAUGUCUGGUCGUUCAACACCAAUCUCUUCUACAAGAACGUACGACACUUGUCUCCAGACCAAAUAGCCGCGUGGAUGAGCUGGACGCCGCUGGUCAGUGGCUCGAUCGGAACAAUGCUCGGCGGCGCUCUGGCCGACUGGUUUGGGUUGCGGUACGGCGGGCGAUCCCGCGUCUGGCUCCUCGUUGCCAGCCAAGUGCUUGCUACCCCGCUCGCAGCCGGCGCUCUGUGGCUGGACUAUCCGUGGUGCUUUGUCGUUCAGCUGCCAGCAAACAUUUUUAGCGAGAUGUGGAUGGGUGUCACCAUGGCCCUCGUUGUCGAUCUCUUCCCCAUCCGCAUGCGCUCGUUUGCGGUCGCAUUGUACUUUUUCAUCAUUCAGAACAUUGGCGGCAAUGCAACCGUUCUCGUCGAUCCGCUGCAGUACAACGCAGGUCUCGGCCUGCAGGACGCAUUGCUGGUGCUCUUCCCCGGCACCUACUUGCUCAGCGCUGUGCUUUUCGCACUUGCUUACUGGCCGCUCAAACAGGAGGACGGUCGGCGUCAGUCAGACACGCGUCCGCUGCUUUCGUCGUGAUAGGAGAACUUCACAACAGCAAAGGACGGCCAUUCGCCUCUCUUCCCCUAUUUCCCCCCCCCCUUUCCUUUUUGUACUUUAAUAGCCGCAGGUUUGUUGUACUUGUACUUUGGCUCUGUAGACUAACAAGAAACAGAUUCCAUGUAUGACUG